Messenger RNA from Penicillium longicatenatum, 1596 nucleotides. RefSeq names its product putative amidase. NCBI's taxonomy places the organism in Eukaryota, Fungi, Ascomycota, Eurotiomycetes, Eurotiales, Aspergillaceae. The transcript has 3 exons. Gene Ontology annotation, molecular function: catalytic activity. Bases 1 to 1596 code for a protein of 531 amino acids. The record is from RefSeq and is a predicted model, not a curated record.
AUGUCUGUUCUUUUCACCAGUAUAUCAGAGAAUAAUCCUAUCAAGUCAGGGGAUGCUGAGGCACUCAUAGAGCCGCUAGGCCUUACGAUUGACCCUUCAGAAUCGAAUGACUUUCAAACGUUGCUGGCAGCGGUGCAUGACUGCGCAGAAGGGGUCGCUGCUCUUCCAGAUUAUCAACCGAUCCCCGAUCAGCUCAAGUUUCCGCGGGAGAAUAUCCGUCGACCAAGUAAAGAAGAGCAGGUAUUUGGCCAAGCCUGGGCCCAUCAAUUUUUAAUUCGAGGAAGAGAGGAAGGCGUGUUGGUUGGAAAGUCAGUUAGCCUCAAGGACGUUAUUGCAGUAGCUGGAGUACCUCAGCUAUCGGGUAGCGACAUCAUCCCAUCAUGGACGCCUGCAACAGAUGCGACGGUCGUGACACGACUACUUGAGGCCGGGGCUGAUAUCCACGGAACGUCGACAUGCGAGAACUUAUGUCAUUCUACUUCCUCAUAUACUAGUGCUCAGGGCACAGUUGAGAAUCCCCAUGCAACAGGAUACUCCGCUGGCGGGAGUACGUCAGGAGGCGCUGCUCUGGUAGCGGCGGAAUUAGUCGACAUUACCAUCGGAGGUGACCAGGGUGGAAGUAUAAGGGUUCCAGCUUCAUUUUGCGGUUGCGUUGGCUUGAAGCCAACAUUUGGACGUGUUCCCUUUACUGGAGUUUCUAGUGGCGACGCCAUUAAUGAUCAUGUAGGCCCAUUGGCUCGCACAACCAUGGAGGUGGCAACAUGUCUAGAUGCCAUUAGUGGAUACGAUGGUAUAGAUGACAGAUCGCUGGGCAGUUCGAAACCCGGCUCAACCAAUUUUGCAACCAGCAUCAAGAACACAGACAGACUUGAUGGUUUGCGGAUUGGAAUUCUCAAGGAAGGAUUCGAGCACGAUGCUGUGUCAUCGAAUGUUCGACACUCAGUGUUGACUGCCGCCAAGAAGCUCGAAGGUCUAGGCGCAACUAUAGAUGAAAUUUCUCUUCCAGACCAUUUGCAUGGGCCGGCAAUCUGGACGAUCCAGCAGCGAAUGGCCGGUGCACAGACACUAUUGGGUCAAAAUACCGGACGACGUGGUCUUUACAUGACGGAGAUGGAGCAGGCAAGAUUGCCUUGGUCUGAUGAAGGGUUUCAACGAGCCUUCCCAUCCACGAAGAACGUGAUAAUCAAUGGCCUGUAUCUUAUGUCUCGCUUCCCUGGUCUUUAUGGAAAAACCGCCAAUAUCGGGCGCCAGUUGAGUGACAAAUACCAGGCAUUAUUUGAAAAGUAUGAUGCGAUCGUCAUGCCCACCACUCCAGUCGUGGCUCCCAAGCAUGGAAAGCGUGGCCUGCCGGUGGAGUCACUUCAGCCAAGCAUGGGGUUGACAAUCAACACUGCAAUUUUCAAUGUAACGGGACACCCCGCAUUGUCAAUUCCGAUUGGAUUUGCACCUGCCAAGGAAGAUGAACAAAUCAUGUUACCUGUCGGUAUGCAGAUUGUUGGUGGGUUGUGGCAGGAGGAAAAGGUGUUACGAGUUGGACAUGUUUGGGAGACUCACUUUGAUUGGAAGAAGAUGCAGUUUACGACUGAUCGGAAUUAG